AUGGUGGGCAUGAUUGACAUUGUGUUCAUUUUAGCUACAAUGAACCGGUACACAGAGUCGAAAGAGAGGAUACUACCCGGUUACGUUCCAAAACUGAGCUGUACCAAAUACAAACCAGACGUAAACCGGAUCAAGAACCAAUUAAACGUUUUUGCAGGUUUUUCUCCAAAAGUGGCCGCCGAUUCAUUCUCUUCUGCUCCUUUUAGCUUAUCGCACAUUUCAUUUCUAAUGCUCUCUCUGAUUCUCCAUGGAAGAAAGUCUCUGUCUCUUCAGAGAUGUCGUAACUUGCGAGUUGCAUUGAACCCUCUUCAAGAUUUCUCCACUGCAAGUGCUGCUGCAGAUACAGAUACAGAUACAGAUACGACCCUUCAAGAUGGUCGUAAAGGUACGAACUUUACUGCCUCUUACCUCGUAACAUCACUGGGUUUCACCACAAAACUCGCGGAAUCAAUCUCAAAGAAAGUCAGUUUCGAGAAAAAGUGUAAUCUUGAAUCCGUUCUGAGUCUUCUUAGAAGUUUCAAGUUCACAGAUUCUCAGAUCUCCAACAUCAUUAGGACAUACCCACAAGUUCUUACAGCAGAUUCUCUUGGUCCAAAGCUUAAGUUUUUAAAAUCAAAAGGAGCUUCAACCUCUGAGCUCACCGAGAUUGUUUCCAAAGUCCCCAAGAUCUUGAGAAUCAAAAAUGACAAAACUUUAGUCAGAUACUAUGAUUUCGUCAAAGAGAUUUUACAAGCCGACAAGAGCUCCAACUUCGAAGUUUCGUUAUUACCAAACGGUCCUAACAAAAUCAGAAACGUUUUAGCUUUGAGACAGUUAGGCAUGCCUCAGGAACUCUUGUUCCCUUUGCUCAUCUCUGAGCACGGGGCUGUACAUGGGAAAGAAAGAUUCCAAGAGUCUCUCAAGAAGGUUCUUGAGAUGGGUUUUGAUCCCACAACCGCAAAGUUUGUGCAAGCUCUCCGCAUGGUUUACCAGAUGAGUGAGAAGACGAUAGAGGAGAGAGUUAAUGUGUACAAAAGGUUAGGGUUGAGUGCACAAGAUGUAUCGGAGAUGUUCAAGAAAUGGCCUACUUUUAUGACUAACUCCGAGAAGAAGAUAACUCAGACUUUUGAGACGUUUAGAAAGUGUGGACUAGUGGAAGAAGAGAUCCUCGUAGCGUUCAAGAAGUUUCCGCAGUGCAUUGGUGCUUCGGAGCAUAACUGCGUUGAAACUUUUCUAGGGUUGGGGUUUAGUAAAGAUGAGGUGGCUGUGAUUUUCAAGAGGUUACCUCAUUGCAUUGGGUAUUCUGCUGAGACGGUUAAGAAGAAGACUGAGUUUCUUGUGAAGGAGAUGAAGUGGCCGUUGAAGGGGGUUGUUUCGUACCCUGCUGUGCUUGGAAUGAGUAUGGAGAAGAGGAUUGUGCCAAGGUGUAAUGUGAUCAAGACUCUUAUGUGUAAAGGUUUGUUAGGAAGUGAGCCACCUCCGAUUGGGUCUGCGUUGGCGUGUACGGAUGAGUUGUUUUUGAAAAGGUAUGUGAGGAAGCAUGAUGAUGACAAGGAGCUUGUGGAUGAGCUGAUGGCUAUCUUAAGAGGGUGUCGUGCCUCAUAG
Molecule: messenger RNA, 1584 nt
Organism: Eruca vesicaria subsp. sativa (arugula)
Lineage: Eukaryota; Viridiplantae; Streptophyta; Magnoliopsida; Brassicales; Brassicaceae
Source: the annotation of a GenBank genome assembly